This is a messenger RNA of Eriocheir sinensis (Chinese mitten crab), 2247 nucleotides long. RefSeq names its product aladin-like. The transcript has 10 exons. Gene Ontology annotation, biological process: nucleocytoplasmic transport. Gene Ontology annotation, cellular component: nuclear pore. Gene Ontology annotation, molecular function: protein binding. NCBI's taxonomy places the organism in Eukaryota, Metazoa, Arthropoda, Malacostraca, Decapoda, Varunidae. The record is from RefSeq and is a predicted model, not a curated record. Bases 104 to 1780 code for a protein of 558 amino acids.
AGGAAACCGGGCCGUUGUGGAGGAGGUCGUGUUGGUGCAGUAACCGACGUCAACAUCAGUCCUCUUGGCGCGGGAGCUUCAUCUUCUGCCGUCACGUGCUGCCAUGAUCUCCCUGGACCACCUGCCGCCCCCGCCGCCCCUGGGCCAGGUGACGGCCUACGAGAACGACGGGCGGCUGUGUGCGCGUGGCGGCCCCGAGGCGACCACCACCGCCAGGAAAUGGCUUGGCGAGGAGCGAUACAUUGAGGUGGCGGUGGGGCAGGAGCCGGUGAGGAGUGCCCACAGCAAGCAGGAGGCGCGGGAUGCCUUCUACGCCCACAAGGAGACACCCUGGCAGCGGAUCAUGUGUGCCUAUUACGAGGAAGGGUGGGGUGCGGCACUUCAAGAGGCCGUGCGGUGUGAGGCUGGUGGAGGGCGGCUGCAGCGGGCGGUGGUCCUGGUGGCAGCUGUGGGUGUGAAGGUGGCCGGCCUCCUCACCCGCCUCCAGGCCCUCCUUCCCUCACCCGCCAAGUCACCCGCUGUGUCCGCUGCACCGCUGGUCCAGCGCGGGGGCGGGGGCAGCAUCACCAGUGUGUGUUGGCACCCGCACACCAACACACUGGCGGCGGUGGUCUGCGAUGACACGGUGCGGCUGUUCAUGGCAGGACACAGUGUUGCGCCCUUCCUGAAACACCGGCACCAGCGCGGUUUGACACAGGUUGCGUGGAUGCCCUUGUCGGCAGGUGUGCUGGCCAUCGGGUGUGAGUCAGGUGUGCAGCUGUGGGUGCUGGACCCCAACACGGUGGUGGGGCGCCCCUCGGGGUCCUGCGCCACCCUCCUCACCCACCCUGCCGUGACCCCUGUGGCCGCCCUCACCUGGCACCCCAAGGGUAACCUCCUGGCCUGCGUGGGGGGUGGAGGGGCGCGCGUGGUGGUGUGGGAUGUGUGGCGGGAGGUGGCGGUGGUGGUGCACGGAGGGGGCGCAGGGGGGGCCGCCACUCAGGUGCUGUGGUCCCCCGAUGGCUCCAGGCUGCUGGUGACCUACGCUGGCAAGACCAUGAGAAUCUUCGAGACCCAGCGCUGGACCUACGAGCAGUGGAGCCUCGAGUCACCCGUGCAGUCAGCCGUGUGGUCAGGUCAAGGCCACGUGCUACUCUUCGUGACCCAGGCCGACCCAACCCUCUACUGCCUGACCUUCGUGCCGGGAGAGGGGGUCGGGGGCACACAGGUGGCUGCCCAGGUGGCUGACCUCACGCAGAUUAUUGUGACCUGCAAGGAUGGUGAGGAGAUGAGUGUGGGCGGGGCGGUGCGUCAGCUGGCCUGGGACCCGAGGAGCGAAAGGCUUGCGGUGGUGUUCAGGGAUACCGAGUGUGUGGCCCUGCUGCACACACACCCCUACCCCUCCUUGCACCUGGCUCCGGGAGGCUUCAUCAGAGGCGAGGCGUUCCAGGUGCCAGUGAGCGUCAACUUCCAGCAGAACUUGUCCACUGGUGCUGUGUUGAGUGUGGUGUGGACAAGUGGACAGGUGAGCCACAUCCCCAUGCGCUACUCCUCCCGGGACGAGCCACACCCUGCCACCACCCCUGCCAACACCUCCACCACCACCUCGCCUCUGCACCACCACCACCACCACCACCUCCAGCACCACCACCACCACCAGUUAGCUUCCACCUUCACCUCCCUCCCACACUCUGGCUACUUCUCUGAGAUCUCCCCCGCCUCUCCUCCCUUCACAUCUCCCCCCUUCACAUCCCCCAUCACCUCCCCCAUCCUUGCUAGGCAGUUUGCGUCCCCCCAGUAAACAAAGAGGCGGAAAGACAGACAGACAGAUAAAUAGAUAAAUAGAUAGGUUAGUUUAGUUGAUGAAUAGAUGCAAAGGUAGGAUAGGGUAGUUGAAAUAGAUAAAAUUGAUAGAUAGAUAGAAAGAUACUGGAUUGCAAAUUACUACAAUGUCUAUUCUUUGAUAUUGAUAAAGAAAAAAAAUACUUAAGGUUUGUAAUAUGUAACUUUCUUCCUGUUUAAGUAAUAGUAAAAUAAGUUUGAUAUUUCCAUUAUUAUUAUUAUUAUUAUUAUUAUUAUUAUUAUUAUUAUUUUUAUUGGUAUUGUUUUUGUUCUUAUAAUUGGUUCCUAUCUUAUUAUGUCUUACUAUUAUUAUUUUUUUUUCCUUAUUAGAUUUUGUGAAUGUGAUAAUGUAGGCCUAUUCUCUCUCUCUCUCUCUCUCUCUCUCUCUCUCUCUCUCUCUCUCUCUCUCUCUCUCUCUCUCUCUCU